AUGAUUUCAUUUUGGAUAGUUCACUUGUGAUCCACAAAGGGUGUUGUUGUAUUGGUUUUGAUAAAACUUCACAGCCAAUGGGAAUCUUUUUCAAGUUAGUGUGGAGUAGCCUUAAUGCUGGAAAUAAUCCUGUUGGCCAGGACCCCAGAGCCAUACAGAUGAAAAAAGGAUGCAGGAAACUCUGUUGUUUACACAUGUGUCUGUAACACUGAGCCGCUAGAGCAGCCCAGCAAGCCCAGAGGGCCUGAAAAGAUAAAUAUGAAUUUAGAUUCCAUUCGUCGGUUAAUUGAGGAAACACAAAUCUUCCAGAGGCAGCAGUCAUCAGUUAAACCAGCAUGUGACCUGGUGGUGCCUGCCUCAUCCCCCAGGGACACCUGUGGUCCCUAUUUGCCACUUUAUGGGCUGCAAUCUCAUGCCUAUCACAACGUCUGUGCUCACUCAUGCAACAGUAAUGAAUGGGAUAUUUGUGAGGAGCUUCGACUGCGGGAACUGGAGGAGGUCAAGGCCAGAGCUGCUCAGAUGGAGAAGACCAUGCGGUGGUGGUCAGACUGCACUGCCAACUGGAGAGAAAAGUGGAGUAAAGUUCGAGCUGAAAGGAACAGUGCCAGGGAGGAAGCAAGACAACUCAGGAUAAAAUUAGAGAUGACCAUGAAGGAACUGAGUACUCUGAAAAGGAAGCAAAAUUUGUCACCUCAAAAGGAGGCUUUGGAAGCUAGAGUUAUUCAGGACCUUAAGCUUCCUGGUUUCAGAGAUGUGUCCUCUACACAGAGAGACUCAAUUCAAAUUGGUUCCAAAACCUGUGAGUCCAUCAGAGAGUGUUUGGGAAAAAGAGAAUUUCCUACCAAGGAGAACACAAAGAGUAAGAACAAAGAUUUGGUUAUUGACCCAUUAAAAUUAAAUGAGAUGAAACUCAAUCUAGAUUGCCCUGACUUAUUCAAGAAUGGUGGUUCUGGAAACUGUAAAAUGAGACCUGGGUUAAGACUACAGGCAAUAAACCUGCCACUGGAGAAUGGAGUGUCUGAAAUUUCAGCUUUGCAGGUGCAUUUGGAUGAGUUCCAAAAAAUAUUAUGGAAAGAAAGAGAAAUGCGCUUAUCUUUGGAAAAAGAAAUAGAACGGCUGGAGUCAGCUUUGUUUGUCUGGAAACAGAAGUAUGAAGAACUGAAAGAUUCAAAGACAAAAAGUGUGAAAGAGUUUAACAUUCUUCAUGGUCAACAUAAAAAUGAAAUAGAAGACUUAUCAGGAGAUAUAAAGGAAGGAUCAAGCUCCCAGAACCGCAAUGACAGAGUGAUUUAUGAGUUAAGAGCAGAGCUAGAGAGACUUCAGGCUGAAAAUACAUCAGAAUGGGACAAGAGGGAAAUACUUGAAACAGAAAAGCAGGGACUGGAGAGAGAAAAUAGAAGGCUAAAGGUCCAGGUAAAAGAAAUGGAAGAGCUCCUGGACAGGAAAAGUAGAUUAAGUGCAAGCGCUCAAGGUCCUGAUUUCAAGACAUCACAAAUUGAACUACAGGAAAAAAACAAGGAAUUGUUGGGUCUUCAACAUGCCUACCAUACACUCAGCAGGCAGUAUCAAGCAAAAGCUGCAGAACUGACUCACACAAACAACCUAGUGGAUCAAAAUGAGGCUGAAGUGAAAAAACUGAGAUUUCAAGUAGAAGAAUUGAAAUGGGGACUCAACCAAAAAGAAGAGAAGCUUGGUGAUUUUCUGAAUCAGAUCCACAGGCUCCAGAUAUCUUUGGAUGAACAGCAAGGAAGAAAUGAAAACUUGGAAAUUAAACUAAGGCGCUUACAAACCUGGUAGUUAUUUCACAAAAUGUGUCAAAUUUAAGAUUGGGAUCUUAGAUAAGGAAAACUUGAGGUCCUUUUUUCCUAUUUUCUUAAAUAUCCAUAAUAUAUUACUUCUGUUAAUGGGAAAUAUUAAUGAAAGAAAUUUACAGACAUUCAAUACUUAAAUUUAUGGGUUUCUUAGCUCAUUAUUUUUCCCCAAUAAGCAUUACAUGUUUUGAUAAAGAUAAUUUAAAUAUCACUUAAAAACAACUUUAGCUCUAAAGAUAUCAAAUUUCUGAAAGGCAGAAGGAGCUUUCAAAAUAUAUUUCACCUAGAACUGAAAGAGUUAUAAUGUCUGAAGGAAAAUAUAAGUUGUAAACUAUACAGUUUGCUGGGUAGUAGACAAGAGAAUCACUGUACAUAAGAAAAAGUAAUGGGUUAAAUAACUGACAGACAAAAAACACACACAUGCACAAGUCUGUGUGGUAGGCGUCACAUGUGCGAAAAAUUUUUUCACCCAGGGAGGAAACAAAAAAUUUGGUAUAAUUUUUCCUACAAGGCAAAAGUAGGCAGAAAUGUCAAAUGAUAUGACUUGUGUUAUAAGGAGACUGAAGGGAAGCAAGCUAAGAUUUGUACUGCGAUUUAUAUAAAUACUCAGAAAAGUAGCAUAUCGCUUGUGAUUGAAGUUAAGGAAAAGUAACAAGCACCUCAGAAACCAAGAGGGCUUUCAGCCUUUUUCUGGAUAGAUAGUUUGCAGUAAAGUCAUAAAAAAGCCCACCAGCAUUGGAGAGUAGUAUCUUGGAAUAAGUCAGGUAGAAAUAAAGCUGUGGUUUCCUUUAAGUUGUAUGAAUAAAGCAAAGUGUCAAAUUGUAUGUAGAGGACUAUAUAUAAGACCUUUUUAUACAGUAUAGUUUACUGCUUCACAUUUAAGUUUAGUUUUCAAUGUAAAGAAACUUACUUAAAAAAAAAAACACUAUAUAUAAUCUUACAUAGCUCUUUCCAAAUGAAUUAGACUUGUCAACUUCAACUCAGUCAGUAUCUCUCUGGUCUUCUUCCUUUCCCUGUUGCUAGGAAAAAGGAAAAUUCACUAACAGUUAAUAGAGCAAGCUUAAUCUCACUGAUAAUCCGGCUUGCUUCAUGUAUAGGUGGCUGGGGUUACUCUUGCAGCUGCAUUCCAGAGAAGUCUCUGGGGCCAGAAGGUCCAAAUGACCUCACUCGUAUAUCUAAUACCUCAGCUGGGGUGAGAAAUGGCAGUUGCUUGGUGGGCCUCUUCCUUGUCCUUAGAAAUCACUCCAGGGAAUCCCAUAAUGCCUCUUCCUCCAGAUUCUACUGAUCAGAGCCUAUGGCAGAUCAGUAGGCCACACCAGAUUCAAGAGGUGAGGAAACUGACCCCAUGGCUUUAUGGAAAGAACUGUGUAUAUAUGUAUAUGUAUAGGACAUCCUAGAAGUUGUUGUCAUCAUCUUUGCAGACAAAGCAAAUACAACAAAUGCAGUAACUUCUCUCUCUCUCUUUUAUUUUUUUCUUUUUAGGGCCGCACCCAUGGUAUGUGGAGAUUCCCAGGCUAGAGGUCAAAUUGGAGCUAUAGCUGCCGGCCACAGCCACAGCCACAGCCACAGCACUGUGGAAUCCAAGCAGCGUCUACGACUUCUACCAGAGUUCACGGCAAUGUCAGGUCCCUGACCAACUGAGUGAGGCCAGGGAUGGAACCCACAUCCUCAGGGAUACUAGUUGGAUUCAUUUCUGCUGCACCACAGCAGGAAAUCCAAAUGCAGUAACUUCUGAUUAGACUUUCCUUCUAGCCACACUCCUCCAGCUAAAUCAGAGGAUAAGCUUUGCUAUUUACUACUCUUGUGACCUUGAGCUUGUUACUUAGAGUAGAAGAAUAUAAUGCCCCCUUAAAGACUGAAUCAAAUAAUGUAUCUUAUAAACAUUGACCUAGCACAUGACAUUAAUAAAUAUGCAACAAAUAUUAA
Molecule: messenger RNA, 3737 nt
Organism: Sus scrofa (pig)
Lineage: Eukaryota; Metazoa; Chordata; Mammalia; Artiodactyla; Suidae
Gene: CCDC102B
Product: coiled-coil domain containing 102B
Source: RefSeq, a predicted model, not a curated record